CCCCACUCUCGUGCUCUGCGCGGGAACGAAAUCGAUACUCUCCCUCCUCCCUCCCUUUCUCUCGCUCUCUACAAUUUGAUUUCGCAGCCAUUUAAGGAGCCGCGCUCUUCGUCCUUCCGGAGUCGCUUCAACACCUCACGCCGCCACCCUCACGCCGCCGCCGCCGCCGCCGCCGCCGCCGGUUCUUCAGUUGCAGAGCUAGUCAUGGAUACAUCGAAUCCAGCAGUUUUUGUGAAUGCUGAGUUGCUUGGUAGGUAUGUUGGACGGAAGGUUCGGGCAGUAAUUCAGGUUAUUCGAAAUGACGGUUCAGCAGUAAUUGGAAAAUCUACUGAUGAGAAGCAGAUAAUUGUAAAGGGCUUGCCGCCCUCCCAACUCACAACUUUUGUUGAGGUUAUUGGGAUUGCUGAAGGUCAAAAUUCCAUCUCUGCUGAUAAGUGGACCAACUUUGGCGAUAAUUUCGACACUUUUACUUACAACAAACUUUGUCAACUUGCAAAUGGCGAAUACCAGCACCUAUUUCUUUGAGGUGCUAUGAGAUCCCCCGCAGGUGAAGCUCAAAGGUUUCUGCCAUAUCAUGCAUGCUUGGAGGGAUAAAAGCAUGAAUGAUGAGGCUGCUUUAUCUGUUGUGACCUCUUUAUUGUAGAAAGCUUUAGGUACUGUUAAGUCAUGUGGUAUGAUGUCCCCUUAGUCGAUCGCAAACAUAUUUUACCUUCUCUUGAUGCCAGGGUUUAAUUUCUAUUAGAGAUAGCUAUGUUUUGGAUUCAUCAGAAGUGCAAUUGACAUGUUCUUGAGCUCAUCUUUGUUGAAGAUGGAUGAGGUAGGAAGAAGUAACAUUCCCUUGGAUUUGCAUUUUUGCCCACAUACGUUUGUGGAUAAUCCUAUUACUUGGCUGCAUUAAUGGUUGAUGAUUUAGGCAGUA
This is a messenger RNA of Eucalyptus grandis, 919 nucleotides long. RefSeq names its product replication protein A 14 kDa subunit B. Gene Ontology annotation, molecular function: DNA binding. The transcript has 3 exons. The record is from RefSeq and is a predicted model, not a curated record. Gene Ontology annotation, biological process: DNA repair; DNA recombination; DNA replication. Gene Ontology annotation, cellular component: nucleus. Bases 205 to 525 code for a protein of 106 amino acids. NCBI's taxonomy places the organism in Eukaryota, Viridiplantae, Streptophyta, Magnoliopsida, Myrtales, Myrtaceae.